GAAUUCUGGAAUGCUGGCAGCCGUUGUUUACAUGUGACGGGUGUUGUGCAUUGCGUAUUUCUACGUGCUAGUUGUGUGGGAUGCUUGUGUACAGUAGCCGUUGAUCUCACUUGCAUAACUUGUACGAAAAUCAGUGUCAUGGCAAAUACAUCUAGAAAUUACGUGCGAGAUGAUAUCAUGAAUAGUAUUUUGUCGCCCGGUAUAACACCUUGCCCUUCCGGGAACCAACCUGGCCGCAGCGGGAAAUGGUACAGAAAAGCAGAACACAGGAUAUUCGUGAAUCGGAGUCUCCAUUUGGAGAACAUAAAGUUCUAUGGAUUUGACAUGGAUUAUACGUUGGCUGAGUACAAAUCUCCACAGUAUGAGAGAUUAGGAUUUAAUUUAGUAAAAGAACGGCUUGUCUCUCUUGGAUAUCCUCAAGAAAUACGAGAGUUUGUCUAUGAUCCAUCUUUCCCCAUAAGAGGACUUUGGUUUGAUACACUUUAUGGGAAUCUUCUAAAAGUUGAUGCAUAUGGGAACAUAUUGGUUUGUGUUCAUGGAUUUAAUUUCCUGAAACAUUCCCAGGUGUAUGAACUCUAUCCAAAUAAAUUCCUUCAACUGGAUGAAUCUCGUGUGUAUGUACUCAACACAUUGUUUAAUCUUCCUGAAACGUAUUUGCUGGCAUGCCUAAUUGAUUUUUUCACAAAUUCACCACAGUACACAAGUGAGACAACUGGUGUGAAGGCGGGUGAUCUGUUCAUGUCCUACAAAUCAAUGUUCCAAGAUAUUCGUAAUGCAGUUGAUUGGGUGCAUUUACAGGGAGAUUUAAAAUCUGAGACUAUUAAAAACUUAGAUGAAUACGUGAAAAAAGAUGAAAGGCUGCCCAUGUUCCUCACAAGGAUACGAGAGAGUGGAGCAAAAGUGUUCCUUCUCACUAACAGUGACUACUGUUUUACAGACAAGAUAAUGAAACAUCUGUUUGAUUUCCCUCAUGGAGCAAGACCAGACGAACCCCACAGAGACUGGAAGACCUAUUUUGACACCAUAGUGGUAGAUGCCCGAAAACCUUUAUUUUUUGGAGAAGGCACAAUUCUUCGACAGGUGGACACUGUCACUGGAGCCCUGAAGAUAGGCUCCCAUGUGGGGCCUCUGCAGCAGGGACAAGUUUAUUCUGGAGGCAACUGUGAUGUGUUCACAGAACUUCUUGGUGCAAAAGGCAAAGAUGUGCUAUACAUAGGAGAUCACAUAUUUGGUGAUAUUCUGAAGUCAAAAAAGAUUCGCGGUUGGCGAACAUUUCUUAUUGUUCCAGAAUUAGUCCAGGAACUCCAUGUAUGGACGGACAAAUGUCAGCUUUUUGCUGAACUGCAGGCACUAGAUGUUAUGCUAGGAGAAAUGUACAAGAAUCUAGACAGCAGUACAAAAGAGAAACCAGAUAUAUCAAAAAUACGGCUUGCUAUUCGAGAUGUAACACAUAAGAUGGACCUGGCUUAUGGAAUGAUGGGCAGCGUUUUUCGCAGUGGAUCAAGACAGACUUUUUUCUCUUCUCAAGUUGUGCGAUAUGCUGAUUUGUAUGCAGCUACUUUCCUCAACCUUAUCUACUACCCUUUCAGUUACAUGUUCCGAGCACCAGCAAUGUUGAUGCCCCAUGAAUCAACAGUUGCACACGAACAAAGAUUCGUAAUGGAGAGUCCCAUGAUUUCUCGUUCUCGAACUUUCUCUGUAAUUGAGGAUGAAGAAAACUCAGAAAAGCAUCAGAAGUUUAUGGAACGGCCGCAAGGACAGUUACCACAUCCAAGGCCAGAAACUCCUCGAAGUGUAACACACAAUCAUGAUGAAGACUACUCAGAUGAGGAAACUGACAGCAAGUCAUCAGAAGAAAAGGCUGGUUGAAAGUCGUAUUUUGAGGCUGAUUUUUUUAAAGGCAUGCUCAAACAUGUGGCUACCAUCUCACUGAAGACACUGAGUUUGAUAUGUACUGACAUUAAAAGAACAGACUCUGACUCAGUGUUGAACUGUGGUAGCUAAUUGUGCAUAUGAGUUUAUAUUAAGGGAAUGUGAAUGACAGAUUUGUCUGUUUAAAUGGUGCUGAAUGUAAAUGACUGAAAUAUCUGACUUCAAAUACAUGAUGAGUAAGAGAUUUAAAACUUAGUGCCCAUAAACGUUUUUAUUAAUUCAUAUAUGUUUUCAUAUCUCAGACUUGAGUUGAAAUUUAAAGCAUUUUCCUGAAACCCAAGUCAUUCCUUACAUUUCAUUUGACACUUUCUAUUUGUUUUUGAUACAUAUAAUGCAAAAGAAAUAGAUAUUUGUAAAUUGGCAUAUAGGUUAAUUAAACGCAUAAAUAUUCAGUAUGAACAGCAAAUAUGUUAAACUGCAAUAAAUUGGGAUUCCGUUACUUUCACAUAGUUUAUUGCAUUUAUUUUCAAAGAGCAGUAUCUGCUGCUAAACAUAGCUUAUGAAGAAAGUUACUUCUUUCUUCAAGUGAAUGCUAUAGGGAAAAACCUUUUGUUUUCUUUGCAUUCCUGAAUGUGAUUCCACCGCAUCAUUUUGGGGUUGACUGUGUUACUGCCAAAUUACAGCUUUAAUAUUUGCAUAGAUUUAUUUGUUUGCAUUAAGUCAUCACUACUGUUUUCUUUUAUGUUUUUAAUUAACUGGAGCACAAUAAAGAACAUAUAUUCUGUA
Messenger RNA from Schistocerca piceifrons (Central American locust), 2658 nucleotides. It is a transcript of the gene Nt5b, whose product is annotated as cytosolic purine 5'-nucleotidase. Gene Ontology annotation, molecular function: 5'-nucleotidase activity. The transcript has 12 exons. Lineage: Eukaryota; Metazoa; Arthropoda; Insecta; Orthoptera; Acrididae. The coding region runs from base 139 to 1869 and encodes 576 amino acids. The record is from RefSeq and is a predicted model, not a curated record.